AUGGCCGCGCCGACAAGUCGCUACAGUACUUUGCUCCUGUUGUUGCUGGCUGCAGCGGUGGCCGCGGCUGGUGGUGACGUAACGGUCGUCGCUACGACGCGCUACGGCAGGGUGCGCGGACGCGUGCAGGCGACCCGAAGCGGUCGUUCAUUACUAGCGUUCUACAAUCUCCCGUACGCCAAGCCGCCCGUCGGACCGCUCCGAUUCAAAGCUCCAGAGCCACCGCAGCCGUGGGUUCAUAUCCGAGAUGCUACGACGGCAGGCCCUCUGUGCACACAAAAGAACGUCUUCUUGCGGAAACAACACCCAACCGGUUCGGAAGACUGUCUCUACCUUAACGUCUUCACACCAGCGCUAAAAGGUUCAUUGCCAGUUAUGUUUUGGAUUCAUGGAGGUGGCUGGAUCUCAGGAGGUGGCUCAUUGUAUGGUCCUGAUUUCCUUCUUGAUCAUGAUGUCAUCCUUGUUACUAUCAACUAUCGAUUAGGUCCUCUUGGAUUUCUCAGUACUCAGGACUCAGCUUCUCCAGGUAAUUAUGGGCUGAAGGAUCAAGUAGCAGCUCUACAGUGGGUCAAAGAAAACAUAGCUAUGUUUGGUGGUAACCCAUACAAUGUCACUGUAUUUGGAGAAAGUGCUGGUGGAGCUAGUGUACACUACCUCAUGAUGUCUCCUCUCAGUCAAGGUUUAUUUCAUCAUGCAAUUUCACAAAGUGGCACAGCUCUGAUGCCAUGGGCACUCCCCACAGACAAUGCUGUGAGUAAAGCUCACAGACUUGCCUCCCUGCUUGGUUGUCCUAGUAGCAACAGCAGUAGAGACCUGGUUGAAUGUCUCAGAGAAAUAGAUGAUUAUGAGAUUGUUUCAAGAGGGAAAGACUUUGUCGAAUGGGACAUUGACCCAUGGUUACCUUUUGGACCUGUGGUAGAGGCUGAAGGAAAUCAGGCUUUCCUUACAGUGCAUCCUCUCAAGUAUAAAACAGCAGUUAAAAUGCCGUGGUUAAUAGGUGUGAAUGAGCAUGAGGGACUACUCAGAACAGCAGCUAUCUUUUCAAAUGAGUCACUGAGGCAAGAGAUUCAAGACAGUUUCCAGAAACUGCUGCCCAUAUCAUUGCUAUAUGAAAAAGCACCAAAUGCACAUCUUAUUACAAAUGAAAUAUACAGAUUUUACAUGUCUUCUGGAGGAUUUUCUUUUAAUGCACUGACAAAUGUAUUUACAGAUGGAUUAUUUGUAUGGAAUACUGAUGAAGCAGUAAGACUCAGCAAAGAUUCUGCUCCAGUGUAUUAUUACUUUUUUAAUUAUAGAGGAGUGUUUAGCUUUAGCAAAGUUUUUGCACAUUGGAAUGCUACAACUGGUGUUUGUCAUGCUGAUGAACUACUGUAUCUGUUUCCAAUGGAAAAAUUGUUUCCUAGUGGUAAAAGGUCUGAAGAGGACAUGCAGUUAAUUCAUACAUUGACUGAACUAUGGGCAAAUUUUGCUUCAACUGGAAAUCCAACUCCAAAUAACAAACCAUUGCACUGGCCAAGAGUAACAUCAGAUGAUGACAUGGAGUACAUGGAAAUAAGUAACAAACUUGAAGUGAAAAGAGGCCUUUUGAAGGAAAGAAUAAAUUUUUGGAGUUCACUUCCUCUUAGGAGUAGUUUGGAAAGUAAAUAUUCAAAGGAAGAACUGUAAUAUCCCACAGGACUUAAACAACUUUUUCGUAACAAUCUACAGACUGUGAUACAGUUCCUACAUUCCUGUGUGUGUGUGUGUGUGUGUGUGUGUGUGUGUGUGUGUGUGUGUGCAAGAUAAAUUUGUAUAUGUUUGCUGUGAAACUGAUUUGUUAAUUCUAAUUUCUGCUGUGCUGUGUCAUAUCACUUUUCUUUUGAAAAGAAACCUUUAUGAUGUUUAGCAAACUGUAUUUUAUUAUUAAAUA
Messenger RNA from Schistocerca serialis cubense, 1909 nucleotides. RefSeq names its product juvenile hormone esterase. Bases 1 to 1665 code for a protein of 554 amino acids. The record is from RefSeq and is a predicted model, not a curated record. Lineage: Eukaryota; Metazoa; Arthropoda; Insecta; Orthoptera; Acrididae. The transcript is spliced from 10 exons.